AUGCAUCUGUCUACUUUGUUCUCUUUUUCUCUCUCAGUGUGCUUUUUGUAUUUUUAUUCUUGUAUAUAUUGGGAAAUAAAGUAUACAUACAGCCCUCUGAAGCAAUUUAUUUUACAUAGUUAUAAAAAGAGAAAUAAAGCACUAGAGACAGGGAAAAGAAGAAAAGUAGCACAUCACAGAGAACCACCACUGGUCAGGCAUGAAGAGAGAAGAAAGAGAGAAACAGAGAGAGCAGCAUACUACAGGCAAAUAGAGAACGAAACAGGCAUUUAUUAA
Molecule: messenger RNA, 276 nt
Organism: Nematocida ausubeli
Lineage: Eukaryota; Fungi; Microsporidia
Exons: 1
Coding region: 1-276 (91 amino acids)
Source: RefSeq, a predicted model, not a curated record